This is a messenger RNA of Cladocopium goreaui, 3675 nucleotides long. Lineage: Eukaryota; Dinophyceae; Suessiales; Symbiodiniaceae. The record is from the annotation of a GenBank genome assembly.
AUGCUGCUGGGGAGAUUGCGUGGAACUGCCCUGGCAGAUCAAGAGGACUGCAGGUCGUGGGGUGCAACAAGGGGUGCUUGGGACUUGGCAGAUGGCGCUCCGGUCACGCCAUCCGGAGAACCAGAGGUUCUGGAGAUCGUCGUGGAGCCGCGGCGCUGGCGUCGCCGUGGAGCAACACGGCGGAGGCGGCAGGCCCCGGUCAGGGAGCGUUGUCGUCCAGAUGGCUCCUGCCUUUGCUGCACCUGUGGUUUGCUGACCUUGGUGGUCUUCGCGGUCUUGGCGCGGCAGCUGAUGAGUAAAGGCCUGGAAGACGCCACGGGGUGGCGGUUGCGUGGUUCCAAUGACACUGGGUGGUCUGGGAACCUGUCGGAGAAUGGCAGCACUAUUUACCAGAACUUCAGCAGUGGCACCUCUGGCGGCUUUGCGCAUGGUGACUCCCUCUCCACGCAUCAGGAAGAGGAUCUGGAUCCUCCGGAGGGCCACGCGGCUUCGCUGGACUCAUCUCGUGCACCGCCAUGGAAUGAGACGGACGAUGUGGAUUGGUGGAACACUUCAGACCAGAACGCUUCCAAUGACACGGAUGGAGAGAAUCUGAGUGCGGAUGAAUCUGAGGCUGCAAUGGAACUGAUUCUCCAGAUGAACAGCUCUGAAGGGAACCUCACGGAGAUCCAAGGUUACUCCAACGUCACCCUGACAACUCUAGUGACCACCCACUUUCUCGCUGAAGCCAACACCACUGGCCCUGCCGGUCGAAGCACCACAAGGACAAGCACCACAAGAUAUGUGGCCGAUGAAAUCAUGAUGAAUUCCACCACUGUGUCAAGCAGCACCACCCUGUCCUGGUCGUUUGCAGUCACCAACCCAGCAGAGAACCUCUCGACCAGCGCCACUGAAACCACCGGGUGGCAAGCAACUACCAUUAGCAGCAGGAAGGGGGCAACAACAACCACCACCACCACCACCACCAUCACCACCACCGCCGCCACCACCGCCGCCACCAUCACUACCACCAGCAGAAACACAAAUUCAAGCAGCAGCACCACAAGCACUACGACGAGCGCCAUGAGCACCACCAGUGCGGUCAGCAACACUAGCACCGCCACUCUCACCACUCCUACCAGCAACACCAGCACUACUGCCAGUGCCAGCACAAGCACCACCACAACCACAACCACCACAACCACCACAACCACCACAACCACCACAAUCAUCACCAGCACCGCCAGCACCACCAGCACCGUCAGCACCGUCAGCAGCGUUAGCAGCACCAUCACCGCCAGCACCACCAGCAUCACCAGCCUGACCAGCACUACAAGCACUGGCACGACCAGCACUAGCAGCACGACCAGCAGGAUAAGCAGCACAAGCACAGCAACUGGAACCACCCACACCGACACCCUUACCACAACUGCGACAGCACGGUUUCGGCACGUGGACUUCCAUUUUCAAGCAUCAGGCCCUUUAGCUGCGAUGCCCAACUGCUACCUGGCUCCUUUGGUGGAGAAACCCGGCUGCCGGCGAAUCUUCGUAGAGGAAGGUCCGCAGUUUGGUUUGAACGACUUGGGGCAAGAGACCACCGCGCGAAGGCUAUGCUUGGAACGUGCCCGAGAGGAGCUGGGCAAUAGCUGGGUCUUCCGACUGCAACGCUGCGAAGUGUGGAACUGCACGUCGUUGAAGGCGCUUCGAAGGUCAGCAGAUUCUGGACCCCCAGAUGAUGGUGUUUUGCUACAAGACCCGCGUGGUCGAAUUCUGGCUACCGGCAAAGAGCAUGAAGUGGUGGUGGAGGACCACUACGUGGCAUCUUUGGCGCUCGUGCUAGAGCCGCAUUCGCCGCACGCGAGUCGCUUGCGCAGUUCCGACGGCCACUACGUCACUGCGGAAGGCGCUCGGGGUUCCCUGGAAGCUAGUGGCAAUCGGGAAACUGGGGUGCUGUUCAACAUCACAAAGGAAGACGGUGGCUGGGUGUCACUGCGCCAUCCUUCGGGUGGGCGCUUGCGUUGCAACGGCCGCUGCACGCUGGGCGAUGCCGAAGGUGACCAACUGUUCAGACUGGUGCCCAGUGAAGUUCUACGAGAAUCCUGGAGUGCCAACACUGGCGAUGGGCGGGCUUGGGUGCACAGCCAACUGUGCAACUACCAGGAGCCCUAUGGCGGUGAGGGAGGCCGUCAGCGGCGGAGUGCAAGCUAUGUGAAGCUCUGGGAAUGGAACUAUGCCGAUGUUCAACAGGAAUGUCGGGAUGUCCUGGGCCCCGCUGGAGUAGAUGCAGUGCAGCUGUCACCGGUCACGGAGCACAUCUUGGGACACCAGUGGUGGGUCAGGUACCAACCGAUCAGUGCUUCCUUGAACUCUUGCAGCGGGUCAGCUGAGCAGCUUAGAGAAGCCGUUGCGGAGUGUCGCAAAGCAGGGGUCGAGGUCGUCGUGGACGUGGUCUUAAACCACAUGGCGCGGCCCUGCUCGGCAGCACAGGGCGCCCCCCGGGGCACGCCUUGUGUUGGAUGGAAUGGAACCUCUUACGGCAAUCGGCGGACUGCAGGUGCUCGUGGCUGGGAUAUGGCCUCACCGCAGCAUUUCCACCACGGCGACAAAGAAAUUUGGGGCGAAUGUGGCGUUGGUCCAGACACAGGCUUUCUGUGUGGCUCACCUGUCACCACGGACUGCAGUUGCUGCCCCUGCGAUAUGUAUGGCUUGCCAGACUGGAACCUCGCGGUGAAGGCCGUGCAGGAAUCGCACACCAGGCACUUAGAAGAGUUGCAUCACAUGGGUGUAACAAUGCUCCGUAUUGACGCGGCCCUGUACAUGGAGCCAGAGUUGAUGUCCAGCAUUCUGAACCGCUUCCCAUGGGAUGUUGUGUACCAGGAAUGGUGGCAUGAGCUUCCCUUGCCGGGUCGCACCGAUGUCUUUGGCUUGUACCGAGAUCUGAAGUUCAUGCGUCGUGUGAGCGAAUUCUUGGCUGUGCAGGACAUCUCAAGGACCCAGGAGGUCUUAGACGUGGACCGCGGAGAUUUCUACAUCCACCCCGUGGAAGCGGUCUAUCCAACCUGCUUUCAUGAUGGUCGCAGUGACGGAGCGGAUCCUGCGAUACCAACCUUCAAGAACGGCUUGGCGUUUCACCAGCAGCAGCUCUUUCUGUUAGCCUCGCCCUUUCCCGUCACCGUGGUACUCUGGGGCGGCUAUGCCUGGCGUAGUAUCGACGAUGGCCCGCCCGGCUGCGAAGGCGGCCAGAGCCAUUGUGCCGCCACGUCGCCGCACUCAGAGGGAUGUCGGGCCACGCCCACUUUGUCACCGUCGCCACCAUUGGAGGAGUUCACAGCACGGCCCUGGAUCUGCGAACACAGGUGGCAAGGCGUCGCCGGCUUGUUGCGCUUCCGCGCCAGUUGCCGCCACGCCGAGACGCGGCGAUGGACGCCAGGUGGUCCCGAGCAUCUGCGUCUGGGCCACCUGGCCUUUCGUUUGGGCAGCCGAUGCUUUGUGGCUCUGGCGCGAGGCUCUGAUUGGUGGCUGGCGGAUCGCCCCCUCGACACUGGUUUGCCUAUGGGUCGCUACUGCGACCUUGCUUCCUUCGAUGGAAGGACCUGCCAUCGCGAGGUCGUGCUGGGCCCUGAGGGCCGAGUGCUGAAAGGAGGAGUUGCGGCGGGACACCUCCUUGCCAUUAGUGCGGCAGUCAUGCAGCCGUAA